AAAGAUGUUUGUUUCUUUCCUCAAAAAUAGCUUCAAAUUAGCCCAUAAAUAUCCUAUAUCAUGUCACAAACUUCAACAUUCAAAAAUGAUGUAUACUCAAAUUAGUAAGACUAGCAGGGAGUUGUCAAAAUGUAGGCAUUUCUCAUCAUCUGUUGGAGCUGCUUGCGGCAACAAAGUUGGAUUCAUUGGGUGGUAUUUACAAAUGCUUGACUCUCGUCCCAUUCUCACCAAGACAAUCACUUGUACUCUUAUUGUCACUGCUGCUGAUUUGACUGCACAGACAAUUGUAGCUGGUUCAUUCUCAGGGCAGUAUGAUCUAAUACGAACAAUGAGGGUAGCUGGUUUUGCGAUGGUAAUUUUAGGGCCUUCACUCCAUGUCUGGUACAACUCACUCUCAGCAUUCCUUCCAAAGCGUGACGCCGUUUCAACAUUGAAAAAGAUAGCAUUAGGACAGAUCCUAUAUGGACCUACCAUGAAUGCUAUCUUCUUCUCCAUCAACGCUGCAGCACAAGGUGAAAGUAGUUCAGAAAUUGUGGCAAGACUGAAACGUGACUUGGUUCCUACUGCUGUUAAUGGUCUUAUGUACUGGCCAAUAUGUGAUUUUAUCACAUUCAAAUUUGUCCCUGUUCAUUUACAGCCACUUGUGGUCAACACAUUUUCUUAUGUGUGGAAUAUCUACCUGACAUACAUUGCAAGCCAACAGAAAGUAGCAGCUUCAGCAUAA
This is a messenger RNA of Solanum tuberosum (potato), 724 nucleotides long. RefSeq names its product protein SYM1-like. NCBI's taxonomy places the organism in Eukaryota, Viridiplantae, Streptophyta, Magnoliopsida, Solanales, Solanaceae. The record is from RefSeq and is a predicted model, not a curated record. Gene Ontology annotation, cellular component: cytoplasm; membrane. Bases 5 to 724 code for a protein of 239 amino acids. The transcript is spliced from 4 exons.